GUUUUGUUGUUACUGCUGUCCCUUCCUGUUUUGCUCUGUUUCGCCUCUCAGUUGGCCGCGACUUUUUGCACAAACGGUUCAGCGAAAAUGUUCAGCGUAUUGCUUCCGCGUUGCUGCUGCUGCUGGUGCUCUCCUUUCGUGUGAUUCCUGUUAUUGGUGCAGCCGCGAAAUCAGUUAUUGUUAAAAGUGUGAAAUGAUGAACAACUGUUAAUGGCAGCUACCCGUGCCGUACCGUGCCCCUGUCCCUGUGUAUAAGAGAAGCCAAGCAAAAGGAAAUGACCACCGACUGGUAGAGGAUAUCCAGCCAAGCGGCAGAGAGGAAGAGCCACUCAGCAUGGAUAGGGUGCCGUCCCUGACAAUGACCUUCACCAGCCUGGCCCUGCUCCUCCUGGUGCUGAUCAUGGGCCUGCUGUUCGCCUGCCACUGCCUGGGGCACCGGGCGGCCAGCUGGAUGCGGAUGCGGUCCAGCAAGGAGGAGAAGAUCGGCCUCUCCAACCACAAGCACAAGCUCUUCCAUGCCAAUGGCUAUAUGGCCAGUAUCCAAUCGGGCUCGGAGUUCCUGCUGAGCACCAGCGGCAGCUUCAAGCGCUUCGAUACCAUCGACAAGGACGACCACAAUCGCUCCCAGCAUCUGCUCUUGCUGAACGGUGGUGGGGCAGCUGCUGGCGGGGGUGGCAGCACGGGCAACGGGGCCGUGUCUGGGGCCUCCUCCGCCACUUUAGAGGCCACUACGCCGCUGUGGAACCUGCCCCAAGGCGAUGUUGGGAUUCCGCCGCAACCGCUGCGCCCGGCUCCGGCCCCGAGUAGCGCCGGACCCAGCAGUAAGACCGUGACGUUCUCCUUUAGCCAAGUCAACGAGCUGGCUUCUCCCACAGUCGAGACAGCGGAGACAGCCUGCCCGGAGCCGGAUCGCCGCUCCUGUCUGCGCUCGCCCCUCCGCUCCAGCGGCGGGGCAGGCGGAACUGUGCUGCCACAGCCUCUGGAAGCACCGCCCCCCCGACUCACAACCUCCGCCUCCGUGAACCUGUCGGCCACUGCCAUUCCACGUCCAAUUGCGAAGCGGCAGGUGUCCCUACAGCAGGGCAUCAACCGGAGCGGUGAGGUGGCGCAGGCGAAGCAAGUGGAGCCCCAGGUGCAGGUCGGGGUAGAGAGGCGCACGCCGGCGCUAAAGCGCCGUAACUCCAGCACAAAUCCCUUCCUCUGCGAGUCUAUUGAGCACGUGCAGCCAGGCCCAACUGAAGCUCAAGCACCUACUACUAGUCCAACCCCAACCCCAACUCCCGCUGCAGCUGCACCAGCCAUUACGCAGCCCCAGCACAAUGGGAAUCCCUUCGUGGAGUCGCAGAGCCUCUCGAGUCGGCUGCUGAAGUUCCACAACACAACGAAUCCAUUUACGGGUCUGGGGCAGCGCGUCAAGGGCCCCCACAUGCUGCAGAAAACCAUCUCUGAGGACUAUCUCUUCCGCAAGCUUGGCAAGAACGGGCCUCACGUCAAUGGCCAUAGCCAGGCCAACGGGAACGGAAAUGGCACUUGGAGCUUUGGCCGCUCUCUGAUGCGACAGGACUCGACACUCAGCCUGGGCCUGGGCAGGCGCAACAGCUCGCAGAUGUCGCUGGACGCGAGCUCCGCAUCGGGAUCCCUGGAGGGCAUCAACCUGGAGCGGGCCAUCUCCUGCGACUCGGUCAACUCGGACUCCACCCUCUUCCUGGACCAGCUGGAUCAGCCCUACACCCAGAUCACUGGCUAUCUUUGCAUUGGCCUGCACUAUGACAAAAACAGCAUCAGCAGCGUGGGCAUGGAGCUGACUGUGAGUGUGCUGGAGGCCAAGGGACUCAUUUGUCCCUUUAGUGUUGAGUCGUUGGAUACGUUUGUGCGGAUCUAUCUGGUGCCCGAUCACCCUGGCGCCAUGCAGACCAAAGUGGUCGACUCGACGCUGACGCCCAGCUACAACGAGAGCUUCAACUUCUGGCUGCAGAAGAAACAGGUGCGGCACUCGCUCUGGUUCCAUCUGUACCACAACGGGCCCGCUCACACGCUGAUUGGGGAGGCGGAGAUGGAGAUCGGGGAGCUGCCGCGGCCCAUCACCACCUGGAUACCACUGUCGGACUCGCGAAAGUGCAACGCCCGCUGGGGCGAGCUGAUGUUCUCGCUGAGCUACCUGCCGACGGCGGAGCGGCUGACCAUUGUGGUAGUGAAGGCGCGCAACCUAAAGCUGGAUGUGGAACAGCCCAGCGCGGACAUCGUGCAGAAUGUGUUCGUGAAGGUUUACCUGAUGAACAACGAGAAGAAGGUGCUGAAGAAGCGCACCUCGCUGAAGCGCAAGGAUCGCUGUCCCAUCUUUAACGAGUCAAUGAUCUUCAGUGUGCCACCCCAGAGCCUGACGACGGCCCAAUUGAGGCUCACCGUGUUCGGCGUGACCACCGAAGGCGGUAUUCUGCCGCUGGGCCAUGUCAUUGCCGGCAGCUGUGCGGUAGGCAAGGGACUGCGGCACUGGCAUCAGAUGCUCUCCUCGCUGCGCAAACCUGUUGCCAUGUGGCAUGUCCUCCGUCGGGCCGUCAAUCAGCCGAUUUUCACGGGCGGCGCCGAGGCUGUGGUCGCCGCCAUGCAGAGCACUCUGCAACGGGCCAGCGCCAAGCGGAACAGCAUCGUUUAAGGCCGGUGCGGUGCCUCUGAUCGGAUCGGAUCGUAUGGGAUCGUAUGGGAUAGAUUUCUCGCUCCACCGCUGAUGUGCGCUGAGGCAUUAAAUUUAGCGUAUUUAGUUGGAAAACCCUUCUCCCAAUCCCACUCCCACUCCUACUCCUACUCCGUUGUUUGGUGAACCCUUUGAUAUGCAAACAGAAAGAGAGAGACAGAGUGCCGUCUGGGAUGGAUGGAUGGAUGGAACCCUCCUCUAAAUUGCAUUUACUAAAUCCUAGCUAUGAAACUUUCUUACUUUUCUACUGCUUUCCCCUACCUAUGUACACGUGUAUCCCCAAGUCCAGUCUUAGGAGGGUCUUAGCAUAGGACUAGAAACAAAUAUACUCAAAGUAUUAAUA
This is a messenger RNA of Drosophila pseudoobscura, 3035 nucleotides long. RefSeq names its product Synaptotagmin 12 (gene Syt12). Lineage: Eukaryota; Metazoa; Arthropoda; Insecta; Diptera; Drosophilidae. The transcript has 6 exons. The coding region runs from base 335 to 2653 and encodes 772 amino acids. Gene Ontology annotation, molecular function: clathrin binding; calcium-dependent phospholipid binding; calcium ion binding. The record is from RefSeq and is a predicted model, not a curated record. Gene Ontology annotation, biological process: regulation of calcium ion-dependent exocytosis; calcium-ion regulated exocytosis; cellular response to calcium ion. Gene Ontology annotation, cellular component: plasma membrane; exocytic vesicle.